This is a messenger RNA of Puntigrus tetrazona (Sumatra barb), 1512 nucleotides long. RefSeq names its product glutathione peroxidase 2-like. Gene Ontology annotation, molecular function: glutathione peroxidase activity. Lineage: Eukaryota; Metazoa; Chordata; Actinopteri; Cypriniformes; Cyprinidae. Gene Ontology annotation, biological process: response to oxidative stress. The record is from RefSeq and is a predicted model, not a curated record. The transcript has 2 exons.
CUUUUUUUUGAAGUAUCCAAAUGCUUUUUGGUUGCAAAAUAGGUGUUCUGUUUGGGUUUUGGCUUUGUCUUUAAAGUUUUGUUUCUCCAACAACAGUUGCUAGCCUGUUCGUAUGCAGGCUAUGAAUGCAUUUCUGCACUAAAAUCAUGAGAUGGAAGCUGUGCAUGUAUGCAUAUUUGCACCACACUUGCACAAAGAAAUGAAUGGUACUAACAAAAAAUAAGCAUUUAAGGGACACAAUACGUUGCAUGAAAGAUCUUCGACAUGCUGUGCAAUAUAGUCACUCUAAAGAUGAUUAACCUGUGCAGCCAUCCAUUUUUUAUAGCAUUCAAGGUAAUGGAGACAGACUUUAUUAAUAAAGCAUGGCCCAGAAACUGAUACACUUGGUAAAAUUUCCACAGAACUUCAUGGAGUGUUAUUUAAUCUGUAGCAGGCUGUGAAUUGAUUUCCAUUUAAAUAUGAACGUAUUGUUAACGUAGCUAUGUUUGAGUAGUUCAAGAAAAAUCUACAUUGGUUCAUUGCAUUGUCUUUAAUUCCAACUUCUGAGACGGGUGUCUUCUCAAAGGUUGAUGUAUCGCGUAUCUAAGACACACGAUAUGCGUUAUACACGUGAUCACGUGACCUGUGCCGUCAACAAUAAAGUAGGAAGAGACACUGCUGAUGUCAUUGUGAGGAGGAGAGCGAUAGAGAAAGAUGGCGUUUAUAGCCAAGACUUUUUAUGAUCUGCGUGCGACUAAGCUGGAAGGGGAAACGGUAGAUUUCAAUAUCUUCAGAGGAAGAGUGGUGUUAAUUGAAAAUGUGGCGUCACUUUGAGGGACGACCACCCGGGACUAUAACCAGCUUAAUGAGCUCCAGAGCAGGUACCCUCACCGGCUUGUGGUCCUGGCCUUUCCCUGCAACCAGUUUGGAUACCAGGAGAACUGUUCUGAUGCUGAAAUUCUUAAUUCCUUGAAAUAUGUGCGUCCAGGUGAAGGGUACAAGCCUGCAUUCACCAUAUUUCAGAAGUGCGUUGUUAAUGGGAGUGAUACGCAUCCCGUCUUUUCUUACUUGAAAGACAAGCUUCCGUACCCAGACGAUGACCCUAUGUCAUUCAUGCAGGACCCCAAAUAUCUUGUCUGGAAUCCCAUCAGUCGGAAUGAUAUUUCAUGGAAUUUUGAAAAAUUUCUAAUUGGACCGGAGGGUGAGCCCUUCAAGAGAUACAGCAAAACGUUUCAGACUAUCGAUAUCGAACCGGACAUUCAACGACUCCUAAAGCUGACUAAGAACUAAUCGAACUUAAGUGAAUCGUGUUUCACGUUCGGGCACGUGUUGACUCAUUGUGACGAUACUGGCAGUGACGGUAACGUUCAUGUUAGCACACGUUGUGGCAUCAUCUUAGUUUCUUUUAUAUUACUUAAUGAGAGUGAGGCGCCAAAAUGUGACAGGGUUUCACUUGAGAUUGUAAAUAUGAAAGGAUUACAGACGGUGCCAUUAACAAAACCUCUACAAUGGAAUGACCUUAAUAAAAUAUUG